Messenger RNA from Epinephelus fuscoguttatus (brown-marbled grouper), 4343 nucleotides. Its product is annotated as transcription regulator protein BACH1-like. The transcript is spliced from 5 exons. The record is from RefSeq and is a predicted model, not a curated record. Bases 202 to 2472 code for a protein of 756 amino acids. Gene Ontology annotation, molecular function: RNA polymerase II cis-regulatory region sequence-specific DNA binding; DNA-binding transcription factor activity, RNA polymerase II-specific; protein binding. NCBI's taxonomy places the organism in Eukaryota, Metazoa, Chordata, Actinopteri, Perciformes, Serranidae. Gene Ontology annotation, biological process: regulation of transcription by RNA polymerase II.
CCUCCCUCUCACAUACUCACACACAGGCCAUAUGACUGAGUCAAGCUCAGUUUUUAGUUUGUAGCAGAGUUGAGAUAAGGCUUUCUGGGAAAUGUAGACAGGCUGGACGGCAUUCCAUUUAGAAAUAAUCAUGUGUGCUCAAUAGCUGGGACUUUCUUUAUCACUCUAAGAUACUUGGAUAUAUAAAGUCAGCCUCGCAAGAUGCCCCUGAUGGCCACGUCUGCCCCCCGGUCGUCUGUGUUUACAUUUGAGUCUACAGUACAUUCCUCCCAUGUGCUGCGCUGCCUGGACGAGCAGCGUCGCCGAGACACAUUGUGUGAUGUUACCGUGGUGGUGGAGGGUCAAAGUUUCAGAGCCCACCGCUCAGUGCUCGCUUCCUGUAGCGAGUACUUCACACACAAGAUCUCCUCCCUCACACAGCAUGGAGCGGUCAUCACUCUGCCACAGGAGGUGACAGCCGCUGGCUUUGAACCCCUGCUGACGUUUGCCUACACAUCCAAACUUCUCUUCGGGAAAAACGAUGUGUUAGACAUACAUAACUCAGCUUCUGUCCUUGGUUUCAGAGACCUAGACGAAGCAUGCUUUGAUUUCCUCCUCCCUAAGUUCUUCUCCAGCAGCGAGGGCUCUGCCCCUGUUCCAAGAAAGACCUGUUGUAAGAAGAAAUGUAAGAGGCGAUUAUCAAAAGAAGACUGUGGCACUGACUCUGACGAUUUAUUGUUGGAUGAGAAAGAAGUAAAACCAGCUGCUGACUCACCAUGUCAGCAGGAAGUGGCUCAGCACUGUAACAAAUCAGUGAACAGCAAAAUGGGAAGUCAGAACAGCACAGGCACUAUUACACCUGUGGCUGAAGGGACAAAUGACCAUUAUAUGCAGUGUCCAAAGUAUCGCAAGUUCCAACUGGCUUGUGGGAAGGAAACUUGUGUCACAGAGAAAAGCCCGAACAAUCCAGUAACAGGAAUCAGGGAUGACUUUGCCCUCUCCUGCUCGCCGUGCCCCAGCAGUGUGGACAGUAAGAAUGAAGCUGUCGGUGAAUUUCCAAGUAAUUCAACCUCAAAUCCUACCAGACAGAGCAAAGGGGGGGGCGAUGAGCCGUGGCAAACUGAAACACAUGGCAAGAAAACAGACGACUGUGUGGGCAGAGGGGAGGUUGACAUGAUUGUGAAAGACACAAAUGAAAUGCAAAGAAAAUGGAACAAGGAGAUGGAUAUGGAGGAAGACAUCAGUUCUUCAAACACAUCCAGUAUCAAGGCAGUCUCCUCAGGGCCAAACAAAGUGCUGGGUGAGAGGUCUGCAGGGUUAAUAUUGCACCAUUGCCCCCUGAAGACCUUUGGUGAGGGUCCUGCAAUCACUGGGUCACUGGGGCAGAAGAGGUUCGUCAUGGACAUUAGAGAGGGCACGAAAACAAGGGACUCUGAUGCACUGGUGCCAGAAUCCAUUCAUCGAAAGCCAGAGGAACAGGUAGAAGCUGAGCAGAAAAGGGCAGACGAUGAGAUAGAUUGUGGCUGGCAAGAAAGAGGAAAAGGAGGACAAACAGGCAGCAUGGAGAGAGAGGCCCUGUCAGGAAGGAGCACCGUGGAGAGGGAGGUGGCCGAGCACCUGGCCAAACGGCUGGGGUCAGACAUGGGCUCUUCUCAGCUGAACUUCCACGACCCUGAUGCAGGAAGUUCCUCCGACACAGGGAGUGGACGGGCGCAGAGCUCAUCUUUAGAGUGGCUGAAGUUCCACAACAACCUCAGCUCCACAAGCACCAGCUGUCCCUUUUUCCGGGAUCUGGACCAAAGCAAAUGUUUAUGGAAGGGAGCAGAGCUGUCUGAGUGUGAGGGGGCGUCACAGUCAGGCGUGUCAUCCCUAAACUCAGGGGAGGAUGGAGAGUCAGAGACAGAAACAGAAGGAGACAGUGAGUCCUACUCCAGAGAGAGGGCCAGACAGGUGCAGUUGCCAUUCUCUGUAGACUGGAUUGUGGACCUGAGCAGAAAUGAUUUCCAACAGCUGCUGAAGCAACAGGUCUUUACGCGUGAACAGCUGGAGUUUGUCCAUGAUAUGAGACGCCGCAGCAAAAACCGCCUCGCAGCUCAGCGUUGCCGGAAGAGGAAACUUGACUGUAUACAUAAUCUGCAGUGUGAAAUCCACAAGCUGAAGACAGAGAGGGAGAAAUUGAUGAUGGAGAAGAGCCAGCUGAACCAACUGAAGUCCAAAACAUGUCACAGUGUCUCCACACUGUGCCAGAGGGUCUGCAACGAAGCCAACCUGCAGCCAGAGCAGCUCCAGGUGUUGGCCAAGUACACCUCCCCAGAGUGCCCUCUGUCCUCUUUAUUCCCUCACAUAGACACACUGCUUUCCCAGCAUGGGAUGCCGCUCCAGCCCCAGGCCUUACUCUCAGCCUGUUUUGUGGGCCGUGAUGAGUAUGUGACGUCCGAGGAGAUGUCGUCCAGCUCCAGAGAGGAUACAGUCACAAGAGAUGGUCAACUUUAGCUUUAGAUACAUACUCAGCACAUAUACUGCUGCUUUGUACAAAACCCAUAGGGUCAAUUUUGAUGUCAGACUGGUCUAAAACCAAAGGUUCCCACCCUGUAUCAUACAGGAUCUAAAGACAUUACCACAGACGCCAUGAGUACAGGCUCCACAAUAAAGCGGUGGUGCACACUCAUCAUGACAACAGAUUUAUAAUGAGAAGGCCGUAAUCAGCGCAGAUUUUAAUUUACUCCUGCCACCUUUUCAAUUUAAAACACAAAUUAAGGGGUCAGAAAUUGCAUUCCAGGUGUCCAAAACUAUUCAUUUGACCUUUUUGUCUCUGAUGACCUGUAGCAAAUGUUUUACGCUUUUCAAAUGGCUUAUUAGACUUCUGGUUAAAGCCCAAAGGGACCUGCUCACAAAUCAACACAGCCGGAUGCAUGCUGAGAAUGUUAAAAUGUUUUAGCACUGAGACAAUCACGACUUUAAUCACAAAUCAAAGGGAACAAUGCUCUUAAUAUUUAUAAUAUGCUUCACCGCUUGAUUACCUCAGGACAACACAAUUCAUCUUAUUUACUUCAGUUGUUUAGAAUAAUGUUUUUAUACAGAUUCUCAGGUGUUAAUAGGAAAACUAAGCACACAAUACCUCUUAUAGACAGUGUUGGUUCUGCCCUCUCUGCAUAGAGUGCAACACAAAACAGCAUUUUGCACCAAAACCAGUCGACUCAAUAAAUAGACCUGACAUAGUGUGCCAUGUUUACCUUCUGGUCAUAUGUCUGGCUAUCAUAUUUCAGGCUGUCAUUGUGGUCGUCUGACCACAGUGACACAGCUCUUCUAGGUUGCACACAGCUCUCAGCUUUGCUCUGACUCACUAUAAACAGACCUCACAAAAAUGUUGCCUAAAUGUGUUGAAAGUGCUGUCUAAAGAAACUGCACAUUAGCAGAGCUUUUAUACAUGAACAAAGUACACUUAUGGGAGGAACGCCGCCACACUCUGUGUAAUUAAAAACCACAUUAUGUGUCUGUCCUGUAUUGUAGCAAGUAUUGGACUCUUUUAUUACAUAUUGAAUGGAAAUACUGUGCGUUACCCACAACCUAAUUAUCUUAAACACAUCUUAUCCAAAUUCCUGUAAAGGGUCAAGUGAACUAUGUAGCAUUAACUCAUUGAUGCAUGUGGUUCAAGCAUAUUUAUGUGUAUAUUUUGUGUCUCCUGUGCUAUCAACAACAUAAUUACUUAUUUGUUUUGUGCAUCCCAUUCAAUACUCUAGCUUUUCUGUUGGCUUACACCUAUAACCUUUCACCUAUUUUCACCCCGCUCAUAGUAGAUCUUUGACACUCAGGACUCUUCACAGAAAAUCAGCCUUGCAACCUGCUUAUGAUCAAGUUUCACUGUAUUAUAUUUGUAUAUAUUUAUUGAUUUCUUUUCAUUUUUUGUAAUCAUUACAGUGCAGUUGGUCUUAAAAAUAUUCUGUAAAAUAUGAAAUGAUAUAGUGAGUACAAAAAUCGGGGUAACAUUAGUUUUACGAGGAAAUGCUGAGCAACCACACUGUAUUUUUGAUGACAGUGGGGUUUGAGGGUGUUAAGAAGUCAUUAACCACAAGAAUUUUUUUAUUUGUCUCCCACUAAGCCAACUGCAGACUGCACAGUCAAAGUAAUGUUAAUGCUGGUGCUUAUCGCCCUCUAGUGGCAGUGCCUGUACAGUCAAUAGACUGGGAGCUGUAUACAUGUGCAGGCCUAGUACAGUAUAUGCUGCACAAAUUGCUUCUGUGUUCCUUUAUUUCCAAUGCACAAAAAUGACUGUAUCUUUCUAUAACAAAUGGAUUUCUGCAUUUUUUUAAGCAAAAGUGAAAGAAAACCAAUCAACAUUAAAACAGAGAAAAAAUUGCUUCAAA